This is a messenger RNA of Cladocopium goreaui, 3882 nucleotides long. Lineage: Eukaryota; Dinophyceae; Suessiales; Symbiodiniaceae. The record is from the annotation of a GenBank genome assembly.
GACUUGGAAGUCAUGACACGAGCCUUCGGAUUCCUUCGGAUCCCAGCCAUUUGCCGGCCAAGGUCCUCUACUGCUGGGCCUUCCCAACCUUUUGGCGCGGCUUUCGCCGCGGGCGCACCGAUCUCAGCGACCUGCCACCGGUGCCACAGAGGGACUGACAUUCAAAAUCUGGUGAUGUCUGGCGUCCACUCGGCGCAAGAUCGGCCUUGGCUCCGGCGCAAGAUCUUUCGGGUCACAAGAGCCAAUUUUAUUCAAGCCUUCAUCUGCAAGGCGACGACCGGUACCUGGUUGCAGCCCAUCAUCCUCCACAAUCUUCUACAGAAGCUUAGUCUGCCCGAAGACGAGCGGAAGGAAAAUCUCACGGCCAUCCUCAUGAAUGCCUUAGGCCUGGCUUUCACCGUGUGCCUGGGCCAUCCUAAGAUGGCCCAAUGGAUCUUUGCAGAGUACAGCUGGACGGUCUUCGUGAGGGCGGAUUUGCAGGCGCAAGUUCUUCUGCAACACUUGGUGUAUCGCAAGAGUGCCUCAGAUUCCGGAUGUUCCAUGAUGUUCCGGAUGGCUUCCUCUCAGGCGUGCCAUGAGAUAAUCACUGGAAGGGAAGACGAGGAACAUGACGUGCAACUCUCCUUCUUCCACUUCUCCCACUGUCAAAUUGUCUUGGCCGUGGUCACCUUGGGCAUUGUGGCGUGGCACCUCACCAGCCUCAUUGGCUCAGCGGGCAUCGUGGGGAUGUUGACGAUUCUUCUCUUCGCCCCCCUGCAGUUCUUCCUGCAGCGGCGCCUGAAAGUGGCAGCCCAGUGGAUCCAGGAGGCUCGAGACGUUCGUGGCCGCUUGUGCAAUCAAUUCCUGUCGGCCAUGCGGGUGGUGAAGUGUUUCUCCUUGGAACCCAUGGCCACCGAGAUGCUUCACGAGGCUCGAAACUGGGAGCUCCAAGCGCAGUGGUACAAGCGCAAGGUCUUUCCGGCAAUGAAUUUCUUGGGUAGCACAGUCAGUCUGUUUGGAACGAUCGCCUCCUUCGUUUGGCUGGAAUUGGUGUUGGAUCGUCCUGUAGAUGCCGCCAUUGCCUUCACGGUCUUAUCCUGGAGCAGUUUGCUGAAGGAAAAUCUCAUGUCGGUGCCCAAUCAGAUUGCCACCCUACUGGACUGCUACGUCAGCGUGUACCGAAUCCAACAGUUGUUGGCCUGUCAGGCUGAUGACACCACCUGGCUGCGCAGAGAUGGCCGCGAGGAGCACCCAGAUGAAAUGCACGGCGAUGCGGAUUCUCUUUUGCAGGACUGCGACGUCGGUUGGCCCAUCGAGGACUCCGAAAAACCAAGCUGUCGCGGAGUGCAGAAGUUGUCCUUGGAGGUGAAACCAAAGGAAUUGCUGUUGAUCUCGGGUCCUAUCGGUGCAGGGAAGAGCACCUUGCUGGAAGCCUUCACCGGGACGCGGCCACAACUCUCGGGCAUCUGUCGGAAACGAGGUGGAUCCAUGGCCUAUGUCGCUCAACGACCUUGGCUUCUGAAUGGCACUUUCUUGGAGAAUUUGCUCUUUGGGCUGCCCGAAGAUCCUCAGAAACUGCAAGACACGCUGGAGAGUUGUGCCCUGCUGCAGGACUUGGACUCCCUCCCCUCCGGGCUUCAAACCCUGGUGGGUGAAGAGGGCGUCCAGCUCUCGGGGGGCCAGAAACAGCGUCUGGCCCUGGCGCGGGCCGUGUACAGCGGCUCGCGGGUGGUUCUGAUGGACGACGUGCUUAGCGCCUUGGAUGCCCACGUGGGUCGCCACGUCUUCGAGAAAGUGAUCUGUGGCCAGCUGCGCGGCAAGACGCGGCUGCUGGUGACGCACCAGGUGCAGUACUGGUCGCAUCCGGCGGUGACCAGGAUCCUCCUGCUGCGUGCCGAUGGCACCUGCGGCUUCCUGGGGACCUAUCAGCAGCUGCAGAGCUCUAUCGCUCCGAACGCCGGGCCAGGCGAAGUGGCAGAAACUGCGGCGGAGGGAGAGGAGAAUGGCGAUCUCAAGCCGCAACCGACCACUGGCAGACUUGGAGGCAACAGGUUCCUGGAUGCCCAGGAGCAACGUCGCGUGGGGCGCAUUCAAUGGGAGGAUUUGGUCGCCUAUGCACGCGCCUGUGGCGGCGCGGGAGGCGUUUUCAGCAUCGCUUCGUUGAUUUUGGUCUACUAUGGCGCUCAGUUGGCUUCCAGCCUCCAACUGGCCGUUUGGUCCAACGCCAACAUCCGCGCGGAGGAGAGUGGCCACCCAGAGGCCAGGGAUGCAAGCCGACGCUAUCUGGUCAUGUACGUGGCGUUGUGCUUGCUGACGGGUGUCAGUUGCUUCAGCUUUUUCUUUGGAAUCCAAUUGGUGGCGUUGAGGGGCUCCAGAAGACUGCAUGACAGCUUCAUGGAAGGUCUCCUCUACACCCAGUUGCGCUUCUUCGAUCUGACGCCCACGGGCCGUGCCCUGAAUCGAUGCCUCAAAGAUAUGGCCACCAUCGAUGAUCGAAUGCCGGCGGCCUUCCGCGAACUCUUCGAGUCCUUCAUGAACGUUUGCAUCUCUGUGCUGAUCAUCAGCCUCUUUGCGACGCCCGCCUUGAUGGUGGUUCCUCCCUUUGUGCUGGUCUACUGGCUGACCAUGAAGGUCUACCGCUGGCCUGCGCGCGACUUGAAACGUCUUGAAGGCACUUCCAGAUCGCCCGGAAUGAGUCAUUUCGCUGAUUCCAUCAAGGGUGCCAGAACCAUCAGGGCCUUUGGUCAUGAGGCGCGUUUCCUGGAGAGGAAUUUGCAGUUGCUGAGCCAAAACCAACUGACGACCUAUUGGUUUUGGGUGGCUCAAGCUUGGAUCUCCUGCACUCAGGAAGUGUUGGGUACCUUUGCCCUGGCAGUGGUGGCUGGGAUCAUCGGUUAUCGCGCCUACCUGGGGCUGCUGAAUCCAGGUUUGGCUGGCUUGGCAUUGACCUACUGCAUCAGCAUGCCAAGGACGGUGAUGUUUCUGAGUCGCCGUGUGGCCACCAUGGAAGUGGAGUUCGUUUCCAUCGAGCGCGUCAUGGAAUACACCCGGCUGCCCCGCGAGGCGCCCCAAACGGCGCCGCCCCACGGAGACGGCGCGGAGGAAACGCCGCACGGUGCGGCGGUGCUGGCGGAGGGGCUGUAUCUGCGCUAUGAGGAUGAUGGACCACUGAUCUUCAAUGGCCUAUCUCUAAGUAUCCCCAGUGGAAGUUCAUGCGCGCUGGUGGGCCGGACGGGCUGUGGCAAGAGCAGCUUCCUCUCGGCCCUGGUUCGCUUGUAUCCUCUCUGCGGUGGCAAGCUCUACCUGCAUGGACAGUUGGUGACCUCCCUUCCGCUACCGAAGCUGCGGUCCAUGGUGCGGGUGCUUCUACAGGAUCCCAUUUUCUUCACCGGGACGAUCCGCUCCAAUCUCCUGUCCCGGGCGCCGUCGGCUGCAGCGAUGGCGAACGAAGACGAGGUGCUCUGGCAGCAGCUGCGGCAAGUGGGUCUGGAGCCCCGGAUCCGUUCCUUGCCCUUGGGCCUUGAUGCUCAGGUGGAGGAGAAUGGGCAAAACUUCAGCCAGGGCGAGCGGCAGCUUCUGUGUCUGGCGCGUGUGUUGGUGGAUCCAGCUCUGUCCCAUCCAUCCGCCCACGGGCCCUCUCUGGCGAAGCGGGUGCUGCUGUGCGACGAACCCACGGCGGCCUGUGACCUGCAGACGGAUCAACAGAUCCAUCAGACCCUGCUGCACGACCUGGACCAGGAGUGGACCUUGGUGGUGGUGUGUCACCGACUGCAAUACAUCCGGGAGUUCCAAGAAGUCUUCGUCUUCGACGCCGGUCAAGUUGUUGAGCAGGGGUCUCCACAGCAGUUGCUGAAGCAGGCCGGGAAUCUGACCAAGAUGUGUCAGCAACAAGGAGUCCUAUAG